GCCAGUCUCGUUUUCGAGUCUCGAUCAUACACAGCUGCGACGAGAGGAUUGGGAUACGGGGCAAGAUGGGCGACCGGUACAGAUAUUCUCGGCCGCGCUCUCCCACGCUGUACAACCCAGCGCGCGCCUCUCUUCCCGUCGAUGUAGGAUAUCCCGAAUACUCAACCUCGCCCGUUCGCGAUCACCAUAUGCAUGUGGUGCCCACCGGGCGCCGCGAGGUGAUCGCCAAUCCACGGAGUAGCACUUCUUCCAUCGGUGCCAACGGGCCAGUCACAACCACGACGUACAAGAUUAAAGCCGACCCGGUGACUCGAGCAAGCAGUGUGCGAGAAAGCAGUCGCGCCCGCAGAUCCACGCUCGAUAGCACUCCUCGGCCUCCGGUACCCACGAUCGUAACGACGGGGCAUCCACACCGACACAGAGAUAGGCCCGUUGUGCAUGUGGGGAGUGCACGACCGAGUUCGCCCUUGAGGGAUCCGUAUCGGAGUAGCCAGGAGGACUACUAUGCCAUCCCCGCCAGCUCGAAACAUGGGCAUCAUCAUCACAAGAGGUACAGCGCGACGAUGGAUAAUGCGGAUAUGAAUCGGCUGGCGACAGAGCGGGAUUCAGGUCAUCUGCACAUUGCCCCGAGAGAGGAGCGCCGGUAUACUAGAACACGCCCUCUGUAUGCCAACCCUGUGGUCCGAGACACAGCCGACUACGGUGAUGACGGUUAUGGAUAUACGACACCGCGGGAUUUAGUGCAGUGGGAUCUGAACAACACGGCCACGGCGCCCAGAUACCAUGGACGCCACAGUAGCUACGAUUGGGGCAGACCGAGUAGUAUUACGAGCUACAAUGAUAUGUUGCCGCCGAGAUCGUACGAUAGCAGGGACCGACCACCAGUUUCUACAAGGGGAUUCGAUAGAAUUCCUCCGAUCAGGAAUGCUCCACCCCCAUACGAGUGGGAGCGGCCCGAGGUCAGGAUGCCGGCCCCGCCGCCUAUGGACCCGAUCCGACCCCCAAGGGCGGACAUCCCCCAGGAAAUCCCGAGGAGGAGCGACUCUGUGUCUAGGAGACCGGUGUCCUUGUACCAUGAUCGGGAAAGGAGAGGGUCAGGGAGAGAUGAUUAUUACGAGGUGAGGGAUGACGAGCCACGGUAUCGGAAUGAGAGGUAUCGCCAUGAUCGGCACGAUGACGUGGUUGAGCAGAGGGGAUAUGGCGUUCGGUCGGAGAGGGUUGAACCAGUGCGCUCAGAACGACACGAUAGGGCAGAACUUCCGAAAUCAGAGCAUAGGGUGGAGAAAGACAGACAUGAUGACGAUCACAAGGAUCACAAAGGUCGGGAAGCCGCCAUGACUGGUCUAAGUCUCGCAGGAGCAGCUCUUGGAGUCAAAGCGUUCAAGGAUACACCAGAUGAACACGAUGACCGAGACGAGCCAAGGAGGAGGAGAGAUUACGAUGAGGAGCCACGUCGACGCCGUGAUCCUCGAGACGAUAGAGAUGCGGUCGAUUCGAGUGGCCGUGAUCCUAAAGAACGCCGACGCAGAGACGACUCACCAUCCCGCGAGAGUAAAGAACGCUCUGCUCCUCCAGCCCCGGAAAUAGUCGAUCUUUCCAGCCGGGACCCCAAAGAACGCCAUGGCUCCCGCGAUGAACGACAUGCCUCUCAUCACGAACGACAUGGCUCACGUGACGGCCGGGAGACUGACCCUGAAUCGCGCCGUCCUCUCUCUGAAACCGCAGCCAACGGAACAGCAAUCGAAACCGAACCCUCCACGGCUUCCGACGAAGCACAGCCUCGUCACUCUCGACAGCGGCGAGAAUCUGGACCUGGCUUCAACCCCCGCGAUACUAUGGACUUGAAAGCGCUUAAAGAAGCUCUGAACAAGGAAUCCCCACCACCCGCCACACAACCUGCCCCUACAAGGACCCCUAGGGAAUCCAUUUCCAAAGACUCCCGCGAGUUGACGGAAGUCCGCUCGGACCUACAAUCCGACUCUCGCAUCCCCCGCAUCGUCACCCCGCCUCCUACGACUACUGAGACCAAAGCCCCGGUCAAGGGAAUCUUACGAGCCCCUAGGGAAAAGUUCCCCGAAGAUCCAGCGCCAAUCAGAGAGGGUGUAGCGCCAUUGAAGGAUGCGAAGAAAGAUGGUGUCCCGCCUGAUGCGAGAUGGACUAAGAUCAGUAGGAAGUUAGUUAAUCCUGAAGCCCUCGAGGCGGGGAAGGAACGGUAUGAAGCGCGGGAGGAUUUCGUUAUCGUUCUUAGAGUGCUGUCAAGGGAUGAGGUACAGGCGUAUGCGGAAGUUACGGAGCGGAUUAGAGCGGCAAGAGAAGAAGCAGAAGAGGCCGAAGAACGCGCCGCCCGCCGUCGUGCCCGUCGUGAGAGACAUGAGCGUCACAAACGCGAGCGUGCAGAACGCGGACUCGACCCCCACCGCUCCUCAUCCCACAGCAACCGCCACCACCGUCGGGACGCCAAGGAAUCCCACUCCGAAUCCGAUUCUACCUCCGACGAACCCAGCAAGGGCGACAAAGUCAAAGACCGCCCAUCGGGUCGCCGGGAUAGUAACAGGAUGAAAGCCAUAGAACCGUCCCAGGGCCCCGUUAUGAGCGGUGGUCUGGCGGGGGAAGACAAGAAAUCCCUGCCGACGAGGGCAGAUCUGGUCGGGUCCUCGCUCCGCGAGAACCCUGACGCCCCGGGCCAGUAUGUCGGCUAUACCCGCAAUCCACCGCUGGUAUCCGGCGGCGCGGGAUUGGGACGCAAGGACAGAGACUAGGAUACGUUGUUAUACUUGUAUGAAGAAGCGUGGUAAUGAGUUUGAUACAGCAAGCGAGCGAGCGAGCAUGAAUGAACAAAAAGCGUUGUUUGAUGAGUGGACUACGGGCGUUCGUCCGUGGAGACUUGGAUUUGAAGAGAUGUAGUUACAGCAUAGCGGAUUUUGUAGGUUUAUAUUUGAUUCAAUAGGGGUCGUCUUGGAUUGUUAGAACUUUGUUCGUAUGGGGUUUGCUUCCUUAUAUCCUCUUGUUGAAGGAAGGGAGAGGGUGAUUUUUUUCCCAUCUACCUGGGUGGUAGAUAGAUAGGUAGAUAGGUGGUUUCUAGAUUCCUAACUAUUUCUUUG
This is a messenger RNA of Amorphotheca resinae ATCC 22711, 3101 nucleotides long. RefSeq lists its product as hypothetical. The record is from RefSeq and is a predicted model, not a curated record. The transcript has 2 exons. NCBI's taxonomy places the organism in Eukaryota, Fungi, Ascomycota, Leotiomycetes, Helotiales, Amorphothecaceae. The coding region runs from base 66 to 2759 and encodes 897 amino acids.